AUGGACGACGCGCGAGACGCGACGGGCGGCGAAGGCGCCAGAGGGCGGUGUCAGAAGCUCGCGAAGGCGUUGCGGGGACAGCUGGCGAAGAAAGCGUACGACGCGCUGCGCGCGCACGCGCGGGCGUUUCAGCGCCGGGAGGUGACGACGUCGGAGUUCGCGAAAGUAUUGGUGGAGUGCGCGCGGACGGGGGGGGUGACGAGGGCGACGGCGCGAGAGGUGAUCGCGACGACGCCGUCGGCGUUGGACCGGAGGCGGCUGCGAGAGUGCGUCGGACGGGAUUUAGACGACGACGCGGCGGUGAAAUCGACGCGUGAACGAGAGAAAAAGCCGCACGGAUUUAAGACGGAGCGUCUCGGACCAGGAUUGGUGUGCUUGAGGAAGUUUUUGAGCGUGGAGGCGCAAAUGUGGUUGGCGAGCGAAUCGUUCGCGCUCGGCGAAUCAGGAUCCGACGACGCCGCGCGCGGGCAAGGUUUCUUCGCGAAGAUGGGAGAUGGGACGUUCAAGCUGAAUCAAGGUAGUCGUGGGCGGAUGAUCCUCGAACCCGAUGCGUUUCCAGACGGGAUUUUGACGCAGAUGUGCGAGGACGCGGUGGCGGCGGCGUGCGCCGCGGACGCCGAGAUGCCGACAAACAUGAACCCGACGACGUGCCUGGUAAACUUUUACAAAGACGGCGCCGAGUUCAAGUGGCACAAAGAUAGUGAAGAUCCAAAGCUCGUAAAAUCGCGCACGGGUCCGCCCAUCGUGAGUUUCUCCGUAGGGCUGAGCGGCGACUUUGGGUACAAAUAUUCGUUUGACGAUCCCGAGCACAAAGUCGUGCGCCUGAACUCGGGCGACGUCUUGCUCUUCGGCGGCCCUUCGCGCAUGAUCGUGCACAGCGUGUUAAACGUGUACCCGGGAUCGAUGCCCGGUCACUUGCGUGGGAAAAUGCUCAACGGUCGCUUGAACGUCACUGUGCGAGACAUCGGUUGCGGCGUCAUCGACGCCAGCCAAUUCCCGGCGUACAGAGUCUCCUACGACGGCGUCCAGGCCGACGGCAACGUCUGA
Ostreococcus lucimarinus CCE9901 is the source of this 1047-nucleotide messenger RNA. RefSeq lists its product with no specific name. Gene Ontology annotation, biological process: oxidative RNA demethylation. The transcript has a single exon. Gene Ontology annotation, molecular function: ferrous iron binding; oxidative RNA demethylase activity; broad specificity oxidative DNA demethylase activity. Lineage: Eukaryota; Viridiplantae; Chlorophyta; Mamiellophyceae; Mamiellales; Bathycoccaceae. Gene Ontology annotation, cellular component: cytoplasm; nucleus. Bases 1 to 1047 code for a protein of 348 amino acids. The record is from RefSeq and is a predicted model, not a curated record.